GGAGUGCCGAUGCUCUCCGUCCAGCCCAAAGGCAAACAGAAGGGCUGCGCUGGCUGCAACCGCAAGAUUAAAGACCGCUACCUGCUCAAGGCGCUGGACAAAUACUGGCACGAAGACUGCCUGAAGUGUGCGUGCUGCGACUGCCGCCUGGGCGAGGUCGGCUCCACCCUCUACACCAAAGCCAAUCUCAUCCUCUGUCGCAGGGACUACCUGAGGCUCUUCGGGACGACGGGGAACUGUGCAGCCUGCAGUAAACUGAUCCCUGCGUUUGAAAUGGUGAUGAGGGCCAGAGAUAAUGUUUACCAUUUGGACUGUUUUGCCUGUCAGCUUUGUAACCAGAGGUUCUGUGUAGGAGACAAGUUUUUCCUAAAGAACAACAUGAUCCUGUGUCAGAUGGACUAUGAGGAGGGUCAGCUCAACGGCAGCUUCGAGACACAGGUCCAAUAACGCCAACCUGACGGAGGCAGCAGCACACACACACACACUCACACACACACACGUGCACACACACACACACACACGGAGAAGCGUCUGUCUGCUUGCCUGCAAUACUUUUUCCAGUGAAAGAAGCCCUCGUGGUCCUUUAGGACUCUGGUGUAAAUGUUCUUUGGCCUUUUCCCGACUCUGAGCAGGUUGUGUUCUGGUUCUGAUCCGUGUGACUGCGUCAGUCAGCACUGUAUCUCCUCUAUGGGUUCAUGUCAUGUUUUUUCUUUGAUCCCUCGUUCCUCACGGUGAUGAUGGCAGGAUGGAGGGUGAUGUACAGCCUGUUUUUUCUGUAUAUAUAUAAACUGGAACAUUUAUUUUAUGAAAUUGUAAUGCAAUUUUAUUACUAGUGUGAAUUAAAGAACAAAACAAUUCUUAAAUGUUCAAAC
Molecule: messenger RNA, 872 nt
Organism: Tachysurus fulvidraco (yellow catfish)
Lineage: Eukaryota; Metazoa; Chordata; Actinopteri; Siluriformes; Bagridae
Gene: lmo1
Product: LIM domain only 1
Exons: 3
Coding region: 10-447 (145 amino acids)
Biological process (GO): positive regulation of transcription by RNA polymerase II
Cellular component (GO): nucleus
Molecular function (GO): DNA-binding transcription factor binding; transcription coactivator activity
Source: RefSeq, a predicted model, not a curated record